CACCACCACCACCACCACCACCACCACCAACAGUUUCUACCAUCAGGUUCUCUGUGACAUUGAACCAAAACUAUGAUUUUCGCUUAGAUAAUAAAGCAUCUGUGUUAUACAACACAUAUAGAAGUGAUAUUAUAUCUGCAGUAGACAUGAACUUUAGAAGAUUACCAGGAUACGAAGCUGAUUCAGCAGAUGUCACACGUUUCAGUCCAGGCAGUGUGAUUGUAGACCUGUCCCUUAAGUUGACAGAUCCAACCGUCAGUUUUCUGAGUGUAAGCAAUGGCAUAAUAGCGGAACUUAAGGCAAAAAAUUACAAAAUUGCUGAUGACGCCUUUGUUGUAAGUGAGAGAACAAAUUUGAAGGUGGGCAGUGGCCGCCUUUUUCCUCAGCAAAACAUGGAGUUACAAUGCAAUGGAAGUGUAACUGAAUGGAGAUUUAAGGGGCAGACAAUUCCUGACUCGUCAGGCAAAAAUCAACUUAUCAAAAUAGUCUCCCCCUCUGACAAUGGUCGAUAUGAGUGUGUAUCAAGCAAAAACUCUCUGCCGUUUAUUCGGUGGGAAAACAUUGAUGCAAUACAACAAUUACCUAUAAUUGAGACAAGUCGAAAUAAAAGAAUUGUGUGUCAAAAUGAAAAACAGGUGACCCUGCUGUGUUGCUCAAACUCGGGUUAUACCGUUAAGAUGGUGAAGAUGGAUGACAAUGGUUAUCUCAAGGAGCAAGGGAAAUCAGAUUGCAGGUAUUUAUACAGUAUACAAAACUGUACAAAUGGUCCAGGAAAAGCUCAACUCAUCUGCAAAGUUGACAACCCAGCCUUGGAUAGCUUUAGUUACAGUUCAAAAACCUUUACCUUAACUUUUCAAGCUGAAGGGUUUGAUUGUGAGGAUGAACAGUUCGGAGGUGGAGACAAUGGUCAACCAGGAGAAGGGAACUGUAAUGUAGAUGAAGUUGGUAAAGUUACAGCUGUAUGCAAUGGGACUACAGGUGAAUGGGAGAACCCAGAAAGGAACUGUGUUUUGGUUGUGAUCAAAGAGCUGGAAAAAGAAUCUCUGACUCUGACAGCAACAACGCUACCUGGUUUUGUGGAACGAUUAAGUAACAUCACAUUUCAAAAUGAAGAUCGGAUAGCCAACUCCACAUCAAAUAUUGAAAGCAUUGUAACAAUCCUGAAUAAUGUUGCAAACAUUACACAGGAAUUAACAAUCAAUGAGGAUGUCAUAGGGAAUUUCAUCAACGUCUCAAGCGUCAUUGUGUCCAAUUCCACCUUUAAUACCUGGGGUGAAUUAAAUGAUGUCAACAAAACAGCAAGGAAUGUCAGUGCAUCUUUCCUGGGCUCUAUUGAAGUGAUUGUGAGAUCCCUGCAAGGGGACACAUCUUUUGAAACAGGAACAGACAUUAUCCAGCUACGUCAAACUUUUGUCAACAGCUCAUACAAUGAGACACUAGGCGCAGAUUCAUCUGCUGCAGUCUUCAUCCCAGAGGAGGGGAACUUUGCAAUUACAACCAUCACAUUCUCUACCCUAAAUAAUGUCCUACCAGCCAGGAAUAGUAGUGACAAUGAUAGCAGUUUAUCCAACUCCAUCAAUGCAGCUGUGGUUUUAUUCCAAGUAAAUGACACCAUCACCAAUAUCUCGCUAAGCUUUGACCUCAUAAAUGAAACACUAGAAAAUCCUCAGUGUGUCUUUUGGAACUUUGAGCUUUUUGAUGGAUUUGGUGGAUGGGAUUCAUUUGGAUGUGAGCUCAUAUCGUUCGAGAAUAACACCGUCACUUGUGAAUGCAACCACACAACUUCCUUCUCAAUUCUAAUGUCACCAUCCAUUCCCCCUGGCAUAAGAUUGUUGCUGGAUUUCAUCACAUACAUUGGUGUGGGUAUAUCCCUUGCCAGCUUGAUCAUAUGUCUUAUCAUUGAAGGAUUCAUAUGGAAGAGCAUGACCAGAAAUGACACGUCUUACAUGCGGCAUGUCUGUGUGGUGAAUGUUGCUGUGUCACUUCUGAUUGCUGAUAUCUGGUUCAUUAUAGGAGCAGCUAUAUCAGACUAUCAAUCAGUAGCUGUCGGACCAUGUACAGCAGCAACCUUUUUCAUCCAUUUAUUUUACCUAGCGAUGUUCUUCUGGAUGUUGGUGUCUGCUCUACUCCUGUUUUAUCGCACUGUCAUGGUUCUCUCACAGAUGAAGAGGUCAACAAUGCUGGCAAUUGCAUUCAGCCUUGGCUAUGGUGCCCCCCUCAUAAUCGCCGUGGUAACUGUUGCUGCAACUGCCGGAGGUGGAGGUUAUAUUCGAGAGGAAAAUGUCUGCUGGCUCAACUGGAAUAAGACUAAAGCACUUCUGGCUUUUGUGAUUCCAGCAUUGACCAUUGUGGCCAUAAACCUUCUAGUGAUGAUUGUUGUUCUCUUCAAAAUGUUGAAAAGGGGUGUUGGAGACACAACGCAGAAUAACGACAAACAUGCCCUAGUGGUCAUAGCGAGAUGUGUCGCCAUCUUAACCCCCCUCUUCGGCCUUACCUGGGGUUUUGGCAUAGGCAUCAUGGCUGCGCCUGAAGCUGUAGGACUCCAUGUUGUUUUUGCCGUUUUAAAUUCAUUACAGGGUCUUUUCAUUUUGGUCUUUGGAACACUACUGGAUAGCAAGAUAAAAGAGGCCUUAGUAAGAAGACUAAGAAACCAAAGCUCUGGCUCGGGUGGCACAAGGAGUACAAGUGCUGGGACGUCAUCGAACGUACUCGAUUUCUUCAGAGGGAUUCGAAGAAGAAAUGUGUACAAUGUCUCAGGAGGACCUGUUGUCAACUCAGGAUCUGGGACUUCAAGCAGUUACAGCGCUGUCAACUCCUCUGGGAACACUUAAUAUGAAAACCUUAAAACCAUGGUGUGAACUAUGGGGGAGCCAGGGGGAACUCCGCUCCCUCUUGAUGAGACAAUGGAAAGACAUGGAAAAUUUUGGUUGUCUCUAAAAGUGUUAUUGAUGUGCUGUUUGCCAUGUGUUUCUAGUUUCCUGUAUUGUCAUUAUCAUCAUCAGGGUCAGGCGUAAAAUCAGGGUAUUUUAAAGUACAAUUCAUGCAUUUGGACGAUUAGUUGACUUAAAGAUAGGCUAUCCUUAGGAGACGAAACAAGGAGCGAUAAGAAUAGAAAAAAAGAGAAAAAAAAAAAGUAUUUUGAGAUCUUAAACUGGACUUAUUUCCCCACUGCGAAAAAGGGUCCCUUAUGAAAACACAGGUGAGAUCUCAUUUGAAAUGUUGCUUUUCUAUGGCCAUUACCAUAAGACAUGACAAAUAGAAAACAAGGAAACUUACUGACAAAAUUUGGUUUUCCAAAAUAUCUAAGCAGUGUAAACAAUUUAAGAGCAACAACACAGUUUUAACUAAAGCUGUUUUUUUAUUUUAACUUCUGGAAACUUGAAUCUUGAGAAGCACAAUAUCUUGUGUAGUAUACUUGUGUUUCCAUUCAGGUAAUGGAUGCAUUAUUGCCAUUGUUAUUGCCAUUCCCUAUAGACCUUUUUCACACUUCCGCAUUUUCACUUCAAUGCAGUGUAGCAGAACUUCCGGUUACCAUAGCGGCAGAUGAUGGAUGUGGGCUGGCAGUUUUCAUAACAUUCAGCAGUUUUGUAUAACAUUUUUGUAUAUACAAAAAUCUAGUUUAUCAUUAAAAUGACAUGGUUGCUGUCAAAAUUUGCCGCUGUUAGUUUGAACACAUUUUCGAAAUAUCUUUUUUUUGGAUGAAUGGGAGUCAAUGGUAGUUGCAAAUCUCAGACUAGCGGUGAGCAAGGAAUAUUUUGGUGGAUUGUGUUACAUCGGUACUUUGGUAGGGUAACCAGGCUCACAGUAAAAAUCUAGCUGCCAUAUCUCCAUCAACAAAGCAUACAACGGAACUGGAUUUACUCAUCCUUGACAUAUUUCCGUUUUUUGCGCAAAAGGUCUAUUGGGGUUGCAUGUAUUGGGGCAUUUGCCUAACUACCUCUAUUAGUAGGGUGCAGCAUGUACAUUCUCAUCAUCCCCUCCAUGUGACAUCAGGUGUUCUACAGCAGUGGUUCUUAACUGGUCUGGCUUUGGGACCCACAAUUUCCCAUGUGUAUUAAGUUGUGACCCAUAUAUGUUUUGCCUUUAAAGCCAACAGAUACAGUGAGUGACAUGGUAACACACGCAAAGUGCCUUUACACGCAAAGUGCAUUACAGUGGGCGUCGCUUUCAAAUGGCCACUUCAGUCGCACAUUACGCGGCGUGAAGCUGCGUGAAACUUUAGCACCACUUUCA
Molecule: messenger RNA, 4233 nt
Organism: Alosa alosa (allis shad)
Lineage: Eukaryota; Metazoa; Chordata; Actinopteri; Clupeiformes; Clupeidae
Product: adhesion G protein-coupled receptor F4-like
Exons: 14
Coding region: 147-2831 (894 amino acids)
Biological process (GO): cell surface receptor signaling pathway; G protein-coupled receptor signaling pathway
Cellular component (GO): membrane
Molecular function (GO): G protein-coupled receptor activity
Source: RefSeq, a predicted model, not a curated record